AGUAUGGACUCGUAAUUCGGUUAAGGAAACUGAUAUGUUCCCCCAACCUAUCAGUCUGACUUUUAAAGGCAAACAGAACUUCAAGUCUUUGUAUGGGGGCAUUGUUAGUACUCUGAUCAUUAUGGCUCUGGUGACGUACGGAAUCCAGAUAUUUGUCAAGAUGGUGAAGCGAGAAGAUACAAACAAAUCAAAGAAUAGUAUUGUAAAUGACCCUCUGACGAUAGAAGAGUAUUAUGACUUGACACAGGAUGAUCUUUCAUUCGCAGUGUCAUUAUUAGAUAUUGAAUUAUUGAUCCUACAUACUUCAAUGUUUCUGUCACCCAAGUAGAAAUCGGGUAUAACUUUGCCACACAAAAGUCAGAUUUCAAUGAAUAUUCAAAGGAUGCUUCCAUCUGUGGAGAGAACUACCCAAAGAUCAACAAAGAUGUGGAUGUCUUGAGGGAUAUUUAUAAGAACAGCAGUUAUUGUCCUGCCAACUCAACUCUGACUAUUGGAGUAGGUGUCCUCAAAAACUCAAGGUAGACUGUGAAAAUUUCGGUACAUCAAUGUGUCAAUGGCACUUCAAUUGUGUGACAAAAUAAAGCAGAAUUUGAGUCUAAAGCCAAGAAGAUUGAAGUCUACUUGAACCUUGGAGCUAAAUAUUUUAAUUUUGAUGAUUAUGACAACCCUAUUAAAGGAGCUCUUGAUAAUCGAAUCUUUUACAAGCUAGUUCCUAACUUAAAGAAAUUAGUAAGGCUAUACGUCAGAAAAAGUACAGUUUCACUUUCAGAUUCGAUCUUUCCAUUUGGCCAAGAAGAAGAAAAGUCUUUUUAUUCAAUUGGGAGUUCGAGACUUGGUUGGGAAAAUCAUGGAAGUAGUACUGAUGCCACUCUUGUUGAAUUUGAACUUUCCCAAGACCUUGUUGUUGACUCUUUUGAGAGAAGAGUUUAUACAUUUUUAGAUCUAUCAGGGCAGCUUGGAGGAGUGUUUGAGAUUAUGCUCUUAGUUGGAGGAUUUCUGGUAAACUACUUUCCAAGUAGAUUGUAUAAUUAUUCGAUAUUCAACCAUCUCUAUUCAACUGAAGCUCGUAAAUAUAAAAAGACUAUCAAAAUAAAGGUACUGCCAAGAUCUAAAUAUAUAAAAGACGAAAAUGUUAAAGGAUUUACAUCUAAGGGCAAUAAUGAAUAUCAUUCAGAACAGUUAGAGCUAUCAGAGGGAUUUAAUGACAAUAAUCAAAGUAAUAUCAAUCUUAUUGAUAAAAUAAAGUUUGCAAUCGAGAGGAGAAGAAGAAACUUUUCUACAAAAGAUUUGGUGAAGGCAUGUCUGCCUUUUGUGAACAAUAGGGCUAGUCGUCAGUUCUCUCUCCUCAAUGACAGAUUCUCUGAUGAGUGAGACCUGCCCUCAAUUCUGUGUCCAAUCCGCCAGCUCAAAACUCUGAUGCGAAUGAUCCUCAAGACCACCAACUGCUGUUGAUGGGCUUCGACGCCAGCAGCGAUGUCAACUUCCGGUCUGAGCCCCAGGUGAUGAGUCCAGCUGAGUAUCCGAGCAAAACUGAAGAACCAUCGAAAGAGUUCGACCGAAGAGUGCAAGCAUUGGUUAGCAAACUGGAGACAAUGGAGGAACAUGAGCUGGAACGAGAUGGUAAAGAUAAGUCUAAACAUCAUAACAAGCCUAAUUCUCUGAAUCAAGAAUGGCUUUUCCAGCAGGAGUAGCAGUAUAGAAAUUAGUCAGACGAAUAACAUGAAUUCUUUAAUAAAGGCUAGAAAUAUGCCUCAUGUCGGACUUUUCGAGGAAGCCAAGGAAAAAGAAACUUAAC
Molecule: messenger RNA, 1795 nt
Organism: Moneuplotes crassus
Lineage: Eukaryota; Ciliophora; Spirotrichea; Euplotida; Euplotidae
Source: the annotation of a GenBank genome assembly